Messenger RNA from Arabidopsis thaliana (thale cress), 1560 nucleotides. It is a transcript of the gene IQD26, whose product is annotated as IQ-domain 26. The transcript has 3 exons. The record is from RefSeq and is marked reviewed. NCBI's taxonomy places the organism in Eukaryota, Viridiplantae, Streptophyta, Magnoliopsida, Brassicales, Brassicaceae. The coding region runs from base 277 to 1446 and encodes 389 amino acids. Gene Ontology annotation, cellular component: cytoskeleton; plasma membrane.
AUAUAUAAAUGGUGAUACUUAUAUUUAUUUUUGAAGAACCUAUCCAUCACAUUCUCUCUCUCUUUUCUUGAACUUCUUAUCUCUCUUUUUUUUUACAGUUCUCCUUUCUCAAAACAUCACAUUGUGUCUUCAGUUUCAGUGCCGUAAAUUUUGUUUUCCUCUUCAUUUUCUGCAUACGAAAAGUUCUUUUGGGUAUUUGUGAUUUGUCAUCUCCGAAACGUUUCUCUCUUUAAAACUUUUUUUGACCGUUCUUUAUAAUUUGAAUUGAAAGAGAAGAUGGGAAGAGCUGCGAGAUGGUUCAAGGGUAUUUUUGGUAUGAAGAAGAGCAAAGAGAAAGAGAACUGUGUUUCCGGCGACGUUGGAGGUGAAGCCGGUGGUUCUAACAUUCACCGGAAAGUUCUCCAAGCUGACUCCGUCUGGCUCAGAACUUACCUUGCGGAAACAGACAAAGAACAGAACAAACACGCGAUUGCGGUUGCUGCUGCUACAGCCGCGGCUGCUGACGCAGCGGUUGCAGCGGCUCAAGCUGCUGUGGCGGUGGUCAGGUUAACAAGUAACGGAAGAAGCGGAGGAUAUUCCGGGAACGCAAUGGAGCGGUGGGCCGCAGUGAAAAUUCAAUCAGUCUUCAAGGGCUAUUUGGCGAGAAAAGCGUUACGAGCUUUGAAAGGUUUAGUGAAGCUACAAGCUUUGGUAAGAGGAUACUUAGUCCGCAAACGCGCCGCCGAAACGCUGCAUAGCAUGCAAGCUCUCAUUAGAGCUCAAACCAGCGUCCGAUCGCAACGCAUCAACCGCAACAACAUGUUUCAUCCUCGACACUCACUUGAGAGGUUGGAUGAUUCAAGAAGUGAAAUCCAUAGCAAGAGAAUAUCAAUCUCUGUAGAGAAACAGAGUAAUCACAACAACAAUGCGUACGAUGAGACCAGUCCCAAGAUUGUGGAGAUUGAUACUUACAAGACGAAAUCAAGAUCAAAGAGAAUGAAUGUGGCUGUAUCCGAAUGUGGAGAUGAUUUCAUCUAUCAAGCCAAAGAUUUCGAAUGGAGUUUUCCGGGAGAGAAAUGCAAGUUUCCUACGGCUCAAAACACGCCGAGAUUCUCUUCAUCAAUGGCUAAUAAUAACUAUUACUACACGCCCCCAUCGCCGGCGAAAAGUGUUUGCAGAGACGCUUGUUUUAGGCCAAGUUAUCCUGGUUUGAUGACACCUAGCUAUAUGGCUAAUACGCAGUCGUUUAAAGCCAAGGUACGUUCGCAUAGUGCACCGAGACAACGUCCUGAUAGAAAAAGAUUGUCACUUGAUGAGAUUAUGGCGGCUAGAAGUAGCGUUAGUGGUGUGAGGAUGGUGCAACCACAACCACAACCGCAAACGCAAACGCAGCAACAGAAACGCUCUCCUUGUUCGUAUGAUCAUCAGUUUCGUCAGAACGAGACUGAUUUUAGAUUCUAUAAUUAGUAAAAAACGUUAUUUUCGUCCUUAAAGAAAAUAUCGUCAUAGCCUUUGACUUUUCAUUUAUGACUUUCCUUUUUUUUUUUUUUUUGUAAAUUAUUGCUUUGCUUUGGAAAAAAU